Molecule: messenger RNA, 2906 nt
Organism: Wyeomyia smithii (pitcher-plant mosquito)
Lineage: Eukaryota; Metazoa; Arthropoda; Insecta; Diptera; Culicidae
Product: zinc finger protein 431-like
Exons: 8
Coding region: 355-2868 (837 amino acids)
Source: RefSeq, a predicted model, not a curated record
CAGCUGCUACUCCCCUUAACGAGCAAUGCUGACAACGUUCGACAACAAAAAUUAUUCCAAAUUGUUAUUUACAUCAACAAAAAGUUCAAAAUAAGUGCUUCUAAACGAUGCAGCCAGAAGGGUACCCAGCCAGGCGCAGACAUGUACCGGUAUUAGUGCACGAAUACGAAGCAAGUGAACGAAAUGUCAAACGAGUGACUCGAUUCUUGUUGGAUACUGGCGUACAGGGAAUGUUCGAUUUGACAAACGCGGUUUUCCGUUUAACUUAUUUUUGAAUUUUUAAAUGAAUCCACAAGCACGCUUGUUUAGUUCAACUAGUUACUCAACGGUUUCUUUCAAUUCUUAAAUUCACAGAUGCUUGGAACGACCGUCCUGCUGGACGGCGGGAAAGAGCCACACGAGGAAACCAUUCACUCAUGUUACGUCUGUAACACGGCAGUAUCGAACACAAUCAAUAAUCUCCAGCAGCUGUUUGCGCAAAUAAGCGAAGACGAUGAAUCGCUCAGCCCUGCCACAGUUCUUGGCAACAUUUUGCAGUUCGAUAUAACACCGGAGUUGUCCCACUCGCAGGUACUUUGUACCGACUGUAACGCACUGUGCGACGAGUAUCAGCAGUUGAUAGAUCGGCUGGAUGCGAUUAAACUUCAGUUAACGGUGAGUUACAACAGCACGGUAACCAAGUUGGCGGCUAGUUUAACAGCCCGGGAGUUGAUUGAGGCAGAAGCGGAAGCGCUGGAAGAUUCCAAUGUGUCUCAAGGACUACAGGAUGUAGAUCCCAAAAUGAAUGAUAUUCCACUUGGAGAUUUAACCGCUGUAGCCAUAUCGGUAGGUGACAUAGACUCCGAUGGGGAAACGCUUCACGAAGCGCAAAUAAUCAGUCACCUGCCAGAACAAAGCCAAUUUUGUCACGUUGGAGAUUCGAUGGUAAAAAAUUCGCGCUCUAUCGUCAAAGUUCCCCAGCAGUCGACGACCGACGUCAACAGUACGGUGACAUCCGUCACGGAUAAGCCGUACGUUGACAUUUGCGAGGCCCCGUCGUCGGCCAUAAAGAUGGAACACUUCUUCGACAGUGGCGACGGCAAUAUGGUGGAAAUCAUUGCAGACAGUAACUCGACAGACUACAUUUACGACAGCGUUAUCGAAACUAUCGGUAUCGUCUCCGAGGAAGAGGAUCCCAGCGGAAGCGAUGAUGAAAGCACGGCUCAACGGCAAUUAUCGCUGAAAGAACGGGCAUUCGGCUCGGAGAGUGAGCCAGACAGUGCCCAGAUAUUGAUUGCAGCAGCCAACGAUAGCCUCAAUCGAAUGAAAGCCCGGCUUAAAUCGCUUUUCUUCAAAACCAACAACAACUACUAUUGCGCCCUAUGCAAAGCUGCCGAUGGUCCAUCGACGGCACACAAUGUGAAAACCGUUGCAUUGCAUCUGAAAACCGACCACAAGGAGAAGAUCCUAAUUUGCGAGCACUGCGAUGCCGUGUUUCAGCGUCGUACCGAGUACAACGAACAUCUGGACCAGCAUGCCGCUGCGGAGCACGUGGGUUUUCGCUGUGACCUCUGCUCGACCACAUUCAACAACAUUCGCGCCCUGCGGAUGCAUCGGAAAAAUCACUUGGGUCCUCCAAAGGUAUGGGGCUGUGAGGUGUGCCAGAAAAAAUACAGUUCGAAAAAUUUACUCGAUGAACACAUGAACAUGCAUUCCGGAAAGCGACCAUUCAAAUGUUCACAUUGUCCAAAGGAUUUUGCAUCCAAGUACACUCUGGCCGCACAUACGAAGAUUCAUCAGGAUCGCGAGAGGGUCUUCAACUGCAGGGAAUGUGGUAAAGGUUUCUAUAGUCAGAGCAAUCUGCUGCAACACGAAAAGAUUCACACUGGAGUGCGGGAUUACGCCUGCUCGGAUUGCGAAAAAACAUUUAUGUCUCAGCAUAACCUCGACAUUCAUCGAAUCGUGCACAUGAAUUAUAAACCUUUUGUCUGUCGUACCUGCGGUAAAGGCUUCGCCAGGAAAGCCGAGAUCAAAGAUCACGAAAGAACACAUACAGGAGAGCGUCCGUUUGUAUGUGACAUUUGUGACGCCAGCUUUUCACAACGAUCGAACCUGCAGUCACACAAGCGGGCAACACAUUUCAACGACCUCCGGUACAGUUGUGACAUGUGCGGCCGACGAUUUAAACGUCGACGACUGCUCGACUACCACAUAAAAGCUUGCCAUACCGGAGAACGGCCAUACAAAUGUGAAAUAUGCUCGGCAACAUUUGUCUAUCCGGAGCACUUUAAAAAACAUCAGAAAAUUCACACCGGCACGAAACCUUUUGCAUGCGAGGUUUGCAAUAAAACGUUCAACAGUCGGGACAACCGUAACGCCCACCGAUUCGUUCACAGCGAUAAAAAGCCGUACGAGUGCGUGACCUGUGGAGCUGGUUUCAUGCGCAAACCACAACUGUAUGCGCACAUGCAACAGCGAAGCCAUCUGAAUGACACUAUCGUAGUCAAUCAACCCAGAAUUACAAGCGAAGACUUGCUGGAGUUUGAUACUACCACGGACUCCAUUGGAGAUCCGGUGGAAUUAGAUCUCAAAAAUGGAAUUAUUCUGGAAGAGGACGCGGAUGAAUACUUUAUAGAAGAAGAGGACAUCGACACAAUUGAUGAACACGGUGAAGUAGUGCUAGCGACCAGCUCAAGCCAGACACAAUUGGAGCUAGAAAAUGCAGUUGAACUAACGAACUCGACCGCUUUACUCGCAACCACCGAGGAAUUCAUCGACGAAUCGGGCAUCAUUAGCCAUGACGGUGAAGAGUUGCAGUUGGUUAAGCUGCAACUUACUAGCUCUAACGGAAAGGAUGGCAUUACCUGGGUGAACCUGGUACCUCAAUAGCUAUUGCCGUGUUGAUAAUAUAGUUAUACGAAAAUUGC